Emiliania huxleyi CCMP1516 is the source of this 1002-nucleotide messenger RNA. RefSeq lists its product as hypothetical. The record is from RefSeq and is a predicted model, not a curated record. Lineage: Eukaryota; Haptophyta; Isochrysidales; Noelaerhabdaceae. The transcript is spliced from 2 exons. Bases 1 to 1002 code for a protein of 333 amino acids.
AUGCCGCCCACCGCCCUGCUCCUCCUCCUCCUCGGGCUCGCCCGCUCCGCUGCCCUGCAGAUUGCGAUCACGGGCAGUAACAGCGGCAUCGGCGCCUCCGCGUCCAAGAUGCUCCUCGAGCGCGGCCACAGCGUCAUCCACGCCUGCCGGACGGCCGAAGCAGCCGCAGAGGCGGUGGCGCUGGCGGGCGGAGGAGCACCGAUGGUGUGCGACCUGGCGGACCUUCAGUCUGUCCGCCGCUUUGCGGCUUCGCUCAGCGCCGAGGCGCCGGCGCUGGACGUGCUCUGCCUCAACGCGGGCGUGUCGCCCUCGCGGAAGGCAGAGGUGCCGGCGAGGACGCGGGACGGGUUCGAGGAGACGGUGGGCGUGAACCACAUCGGCCACUUUCUGCUCGCAAGCCUGCUCGAGCCCGUGCUCACGCGCAGCGAAGGCACCGUCGUCGUCACCGCCUCGGGCGUGCAUGAUCCGGACGCGCCAGGAGGGACAGUGCAGGCGCGGGCCGCCCAGAGCCCAGCCUCCUCUGCCUGCCCUGAUCCGACGCCCGACCCUCCAGGGCGACCCGGCGACCGGAGCGACGCGUACCACGACUCGAAGCUGUGCAACGUGCUCUUCGCGGCCGAGGCGGCGAGGCGGUGGGGAGGCGGCGGGGUGGCGGUGCGGGCCUUCAACCCGGGCCUCAUCACGAGCACGGGCCUCUUCCGCGCCGCGCGGCGAGACAACUUCCUGAGCGCCGCGCUCUUCUCCUUCGUCGCGACCAGCGUGGCCCGCUUCUCGCAACCGGUCGAGGUGGGAGGGGCGCGGUAUGCGUACCUCGCCACCGCACCCGAGGAAGAGGUGCCGCCGGGCUCGUACCUCUCCGCGCCGGCGGCGACGAGUGCCGCCGCCACGGUGGCCGACGGCUUCGGGCCGGCGGCGGUGUCGCGGGAGGCGCAGGACAAAGAGCUGGCGGCGAGGUUGUGGGAGAGGAGCAGCGCAGUAGUCGGGCUGGGUGUGGGAGUGUGA